Messenger RNA from Humulus lupulus (European hop), 1694 nucleotides. Its product is annotated as wax ester synthase/diacylglycerol acyltransferase 11-like. Lineage: Eukaryota; Viridiplantae; Streptophyta; Magnoliopsida; Rosales; Cannabaceae. The transcript is spliced from 6 exons. The record is from RefSeq and is a predicted model, not a curated record. Gene Ontology annotation, molecular function: long-chain-alcohol O-fatty-acyltransferase activity; diacylglycerol O-acyltransferase activity. Gene Ontology annotation, cellular component: plasma membrane. Bases 198 to 1610 code for a protein of 470 amino acids. Gene Ontology annotation, biological process: triglyceride biosynthetic process.
ACUUAGCCAAAUCCAAUUUCUAGAUCGCCCACUCUCUCAUCUCGUCACCGAUUAAAUAAUUCACAUUAGAUUACGUAUUGCCACGGUCCACCUUAUGUAUAUAAAUCUAUACUCCUCCCACUACCACAUGAUUCCAUUAACCCGCAUUCCCUGAUUUGCACGCGUUUUCUCUCUCUCUCUCUCUCUCUCUCCCUCUCAUGGCGUCGCCGGCGAUCGACUCCGACGAACCCCUAACUCCGGCGGGAAGGCUAUUUCUCCGACCAGAAAUGAACCAAAUAAUUCAUUGCGUCCUCGGAGUGAAAAAUCCGUUUGACAUCGAAGUCUUCAAGUCCCAGAUCCAGGAAUCCUUCCUUCUCAAACACCCCCGAUUCUGCAGCCUCAUGGUCGUUGACCGCGGCGGACGCGAGCGGUGGCGGAGGACCAACGUUGACCUCGAUCGCCACCUCAUCGUUGUCGAUUCUCCUGUUAACUCAGAGAGCGGCGGUGAUGAUGAAGCUUCUGUCAACGAGUACCUGGCGGAAAUGUCGACCGGAUCGAUUCUAAGCCCGGACAAACCGCUUUGGGAGAUCCAUUUGCUGAUGGCGCACAAGUGCGCCGUGUUCCGGAUUCACCACGCGCUUGGGGACGGCAUUUCGCUGAUGUCAAUGUUGGUGGCCGGUUGCCGAAAGGUCGGGGACCCGGACGCUGCGGCGAGCAUGGGUACGGUUGGUAGUAAGCCGAGGAAAAGCAGGGAAAAUUGGUGGCAAUAUUAUUGGAAUGGGUUUGUGGGGUUGAUAGGGGUGAUGUGGUUUAGCUUGGUGUUUGUGGUGGAGUUUCUGGUGAAGAUGCUGUGGCUUUCUGACCGUAAAACGGUGAUAAGUGGAGGCGAUGGGGUUGAGCUUUGGCCGCGGGAGCUCGUUACCGCUAGGUUUCGUUUGGACGAUAUGAAGAUUGUUAAGAAAGCCCUACACGACGCUACCAUAAAUGAUGUUCUUUUUGGGGUGAUAUCAUGUGGCCUAUCAAGAUAUCUCGAUCACCGAACACCAAAUGCUGUGCAAGAGGGGAUCCAACUCACAGGUCUAGCGAUGGUAAAUUUGAGAAAACAGCCUGGACCACAGGAGCUCUCGGAAUUGAUGAAUAAAAAUUCAAAGUCGCGAUGGGGAAAUAAAUUUGGGUUCCUUAUGAUACCCGUGAAGUAUCAUAAAACUAGUGGUACUGAUCCUUUACUAUACGUCAAAAGGGCUAAGGUUAUGCUCGAUCGAAAGAAACAAUCUUUGGAGGCUCAUUUUUCAUAUAAAGUUGGUGAUAUUAUGAUGUCUUACUUCGGAUCAAAUGUUGCUGGUUUCCUUAACUACAGGAUCAUUUGCAAUACUACUUUUACCAUAUCCAACGUGGUUGGGCCACAAGAGGCCAUUGCAAUAAAAGACAACCCUGUAACUUACAUGAGAGUAAACUCAUCCAGUCUGCCUCAUGCACUAACGAUGCACAUGUUGAGCUAUGCUGGAAGAGCUGAUAUGCAAAUAUUGGUGGCUAAAGAUAUAAUCCCAGACCCUGAACUCCUUGCUAAGUGCUUUGAAGACUCUUUGCUUGAAAUGAAGGAGGCAGCCUCUGCCAUUAUCAAAAGUACCUGACAAAAAACUUUUUUUUGUAGAAUGAUAUAGGACUUUGUAUUAUUGAACUUUCACAUAACAAUAAAUAAAGGGAGUUUUGUAUUA